This is a messenger RNA of Ceratitis capitata (Mediterranean fruit fly), 2138 nucleotides long. It is a transcript of the gene Vdup1, whose product is annotated as arrestin domain-containing protein 17. The coding region runs from base 1 to 1023 and encodes 340 amino acids. The transcript has 3 exons. NCBI's taxonomy places the organism in Eukaryota, Metazoa, Arthropoda, Insecta, Diptera, Tephritidae. Gene Ontology annotation, cellular component: cytoplasm. The record is from RefSeq and is a predicted model, not a curated record. Gene Ontology annotation, biological process: protein transport.
AUGCCACGAAAAUUAUUGAAAUUCCUCAUUAUCUUCGACAACACAUCGCUACUUUAUUUUCCUGGUCAAUUUCUGUCCGGACGUGUACUUAUCGAACUGCAAGAUGACACACCAGCCUUAGGUCUACAUUUUCACGUUGUCGGCGAGGGCGUAGUGCGUGCCGGUACAGCCCGACAGGAGCGUACAUAUGACAAAGAAAAUUAUAUUGACUUUCGAAUGCGUCUGCUGGGUGAUGUCGAUCAAGGACCAUCAGUACUUUCGCCCGGUAUACACAGUUUUCCAUUCAAAUUAGGUCUGCCAGUGGGUUUGCCGUCCACGUUUUUGGGUCGUUAUGGUUGGAUACAAUACUAUUGUAAAGCUGCAUUGCGUGAGCCAAAUGGACUUAUACAUAAAAAUCAUCAAGUAUUUAUUGUGAUGAAUCCAAUCGAUCUAAAUAUGGAGAGACCCAUAUUGUCGCAACCAUUUACUUGUGAGAUCGAACACAAACUUGGUGUGGCAUGUGUGGGUGGCGGUAAAGUCGUAGCGCGAGUGGCACUUGAUCGUGGCGGAUAUGUGCCAGGCGAGAGUAUACUAAUCACAGCAUUCAUAUCGAAUCACAGUAAUGUGACGAUUAAGCGAACAAAGGCAUCUCUAACAGAGACAAUUGAGUAUUUGGCACGCGGAAAAGUAGUUCAAACGGAGAAACGUGCUUUAGCUGCUUUGGCGCGUGGCAAAAUUCGACCUGGUGGUAAAGAUGAAUGGCAAAACGAUAGCCUCUAUGUACCACCGCUGCCCCCCACAAAUUUACAUGGCUGUCAUUUGAUAAAAAUAUCCUAUGACGUAUUCUUCGUUAUCGAGCCAAAGUCUUUAGAAAAGGAAAUCAAAUUGCAAUUGCCCAUUGUUUUAGCCACAUAUCCUUUCCGCAAUAAUAGCAAUGAUGUCUCAAAUACAUGGCCUGAUUCAGUGUUGAAACCAGAUACACAUUAUCCAUCCACAUUGCCAAUUUUUAGACCAUGGUUACAUGAGAAGCCUGAACCUAAUUAAAUGAGCAAUUUGUGUAUAUACAGUAGUAUGAUUAAGCAUAUCUAUGGACUAAACAACCAUUCAAUCACAAUGAGAUUUCUCUAUCACUGAAUGAUUCUACUUUCGAUUUUAUUUCGAUAAACAAUUUUUUUAAUUAUGACAGCUGCUUUCGAUCUACGAUUGUGAUCGACAACGAGGAACGCACAAAUUUUCGUUUUGUAUUUUGCCGCACUUUUGAUGAUGCCGCGAUUGAGUAAAAUUCAGUAACAAUUGCUACUACCCAACAGGUCACCGAAGAGAACUAAAGUGAAUUUAUAAAGUUUAGGGUAUUCACAAUGGUGUUUUUUUUUUUUAAUUUUGUUUCUUACAAAUUGAGUUAACUAAAAUAUUACGAAUUGAAUUAUUUCGAAUGAAAAAAUAAAUUAUUUGUUAAAGGUAUGAAUGUACUUGUAUACAAAAGAAAAAAAAACCUAAAAACUUGAGAAAAGUUAGAAUGUGUUUCUUGAGAAGUCCGAUGGAGUUUCGUAUUUGGAAUUCCAUUCUCGACAGCUAGCAAUGAUUGAAAAUCGAAUGUAGUUCAUACUAAUAGCCUGUAAAUUUUAGAAAUGAAUAUUUUUUACAUAUUAAUAUUCGAUACAAAUUUUUUAUUUUCAAAUUCCUUUUUCCUCACAAAUGUCCAUCGAUAUGCUUAAAAAUAGAACCAACAAGCGACCAGUGAUUACUUGAAAAUGUUUACUUUUAUAACUAAUUCAUCCAUAAAAUAAUUCUUGUGGUUCACACAAAAUAUUUAAAUAUGCUGAGUGUAUUCAUAAAUUUAUUUAGUUUUGUUUAUGGUUAACUGUAAUAUUUUUUUAAUUAUAGCUUGGCCUUUGAACUUACCCGUUGUGUUGAAAUUUGUUUCCUAAUAUUUACUUGCAUAUAAUUUAAUUAUAUUUAAUCGCUUUAUCACCUACAUUUUGGAUGCGAGUCCCGAAUGUAGCGAUGGCAGCCAUAAUAAUUUACCUACGACAUACAUAGUAUGCAUACGUAUUAAUUGUACUUAAUUACAUUAUUUUUAACAUAUAAACUAAGAGCAAAAAAGUUGUUUGAAUUUAACGGAACAAAGUCGAAGAAAUAAAUUAUCACUUACAAAUUAA